Molecule: messenger RNA, 1618 nt
Organism: Elgaria multicarinata webbii
Lineage: Eukaryota; Metazoa; Chordata; Lepidosauria; Squamata; Anguidae
Gene: IFITM10
Product: interferon induced transmembrane protein 10
Exons: 4
Coding region: 1-693 (230 amino acids)
Cellular component (GO): plasma membrane
Source: RefSeq, a predicted model, not a curated record
AUGACUGUCUUGACAAGAUUAUACCACAUAUGCAUCAUGCUAGCCAUUCCUCCUUGUCCCCCUGCCCCAACAAAAGAGCGCGUGGCCUGGAGAUGCCGGCGCCGUGGCACCGGGGGCGGGCCGCGUUUCUGGCAGUUGUGUAAACUGGGGGCUGCCACCACGGAGAGACCACAGGAACCCCCCUUGGGCCCUCCAUGUCCCUUUGACGGGGCCUUUUGGACUCGAAGACCCCCACAGGCACCUCAGCAGGGGUGCUUUGCUUGCAUCUCCAAGACACCCCCUGUACAGCAAGGAUCGCCUGUCCUGUCUCCCUCCUCUGCCGUUUGCCUCAUGGAGAACAAGAGCUGCAAAGGGGAUAGCCUGCGGCCACCGGUCCAAUGCAAACACUCUGUAGAGAAGAAGACGAUGACUAAUCCCACCACGGUGAUUGAAAUCUACCCAGACACCACCGAGGUGAACGAUUACUAUCUCUGGUCCAUCUUCAACUUUGUAUACCUCAAUUUCUGCUGUCUGGGUUUCAUUGCCUUGGCGUAUUCUCUGAAAGUUCGGGAUAAAAAACUUCUAAACGACCUGAAUGGUGCUGUUGAAGACGCCAAGACAGCCCGUCUUUUUAACAUUACCAGCUCAGCACUGGCCACCUUCUGCAUCAUCCUUGUCUUCAUCUUCCUACGAUACCCACUCACCGACUACUAGAACAUGGUCAGCAAUUGCUGCCCAAAUUCCUCCAUGCCGGAAGCCACCAUUGAGUUUCUUAUUGAAGGGACACAAACAAAUAAAACACCCAUACAACUCCGUCCUAAUGGCAAGAGUCAUCCCAAACAAAUAAAAGCAGCAACCAGGACUCCCCCAACACACUCCCCCUUAGCCUGACUGGUAUGCGAACUUCUGUAGCAAAGAGUUUUACUUUUACAUUUUGUACACAAAGUAUUUAUUUUCAUGAUAAAUAGGAUUUGAUGGUGAGAUGGAAACUCGGCACAGCUUAAUAAUCAAAGGGGAUGGUGGACUGCACUGGAGAAGAAAUGGAGAGAAUACAGGGCCAUCAAUGAUCUCGUGACGAAGGUUACAGAACCAACCGGAGUGCUGAACUGAGAGGAUGGGGCAGAGGGUUCUGUUGGGCAAGUUGAUCUGCAGACCUCUUUGGGAUCUACUGCAAAGUCUAUACACAAUUUCAGAGCUCAAGAGGGAAUGGGGUAAGGUGGGAAUGCUUACUGCUAAGAGAUAAGCAUGGCCUUUGCAGAACAUAUCAGUUGCAUUCAGACUGCUUCUAACUUCUUUCCCUCUCUUCUCCCCACUCUGUGUCCUCAACACUCUCUCUCUCUCUCUCUCUCUCUCACACACACACACACCCCUUUGCCAUAUACAUUUUACCUGUUUUCAUAUUUAUUUGACUGAAGCCCAUAAUAGCUUGCAAAAAUGUUUUUAAAAAACCAGGAAAUGUUGAUUCUAUACAGUUUACAUUAGCCUUUCCUGAUGAAUCCUGGAGCCUUCCAGGAUAAUUCCCAGGGAAAAAAUAAAAUGUAAUAAUGGUCUUCUUUGGAACCUCAUGGAAACACUGAGAAUGUAGACAACUUAUGGAAAAUUCACAUAGAUCCUGUAUCUCUGUCAACUUUCAAUAAAA